AUGGGAGACUUCAACGCAAGAAUCGGCCAGAACGAACCAGACGAGCUAUACGUAGGACGGCACAGUGCAGAACAACGAAAUGACGCAGGCAUCCGCCUAGCCGCGUUCGCAGAGGCCCAGAAGCUGUACGUCGCAAACACGCUGUUCGAAAAGCCCUGCCAGAAGCGAUGGACAUGGCAGUCGUCUGACCUGAAGACAAAAAGCGAGCUCGACUACGUCUUAUACGGCGACCGGAAAAGCAUCCAUAACUUGGAAGUGCUUACCCAGUUCAACGCCCGAAGCGACUACCGACUAGUCCGAGCGACAAUACUCGUAGACAUGAAGAAGACUAGAAGAGAAACGCUUCUCAGGAGGCCAUGCCGUCCGACGGAAUUAGAUGUGGCCAAGUUCCAGAAGCUCGUCGCAGAGGCAGACUGGAGCGGACAAGGCAGAGGUAGAAUGAUGGAGCAGUACGAGCGGCUCCAAGCGACCCUGACGCAGUGCGCUAAGGAUGCUGGUAUUAGGAAGGAGAGUACACGUCACGCGUGGAAAACUCCUGAGACAGAAGACCUCCUGAAGCAACUACGGCAGGCAAAGUCCCGAGGAGACUCUGAGGAAGCGAAGCGCUUAUCGAAGCUCUGCCGAACAAAAGUCGCCGAGGACUACGAGAGCUACCGAAACAGCCGCCUGGUCAAAACGGCCGAAAAGCGCAAGAGUCUAAAGAAGUGCAGACGAGACAUGACGCAGUCCCAGCUGAUCACAGGUGCCCUCGUAGACGAAAACGGCAAUCUCCAGACCGAGCGAGACGUCGUCGAAGAAAUCUGCAGGAGCUUCUACACGAAGCUCUUCGAGAGCAAAGUCGAAGUGCCGAGGCAGCGGAGAGCCGACACAAAUCCAGCCGCAGAAGUGCCACCAGUGACCGCCGACGAGGUAGAAUCAGCGCUCCGUACGAUGAAAGCGGGCAAAGCUCCGGGACCGGACGGCGUGAAAGCAGAAAUGCUUAAGGCAGGCGGACCUACGCUGUGGAAACACCUCGCGCGGUUCUUCACCCAGUGCCUUCGGAAGAAGAAGAUCCCACCUCAGUGGAAGGAGUCUACGACAGUGCUCCUGUAUAAGAAGGGCGAUGCGAAAAACCUGAAGAACUACAGGCCGAUCUGCCUCCUCUCGGUCAUGUACAAACUCUUCACGAAGGUGCUGACGCGAAGAAUAACGGAUGACCUGGACCGAGAGCAACCGGUAGAGCAGGCAGGCUUUCGACAAGGCUACUGCACCCUUGACCACCUUCAAACGGUGAACCAGCUUCAAGAAAAGGCGCGAGAGAAAGGUCUACGGCAAUACCUGGUCUUUGUCGACUACGAGAAGGCGUUCGAUACAGUGGAGACAAACGCGGUGUUGAACGCGCUGGAUGCCCAAGGAGUCCAUCGACAAUACGUCGACCUUCUCGAGGACAUCUACGAAGACUGCGACACCCAGAUAACGCUCUUCGACAAGCCGAUAAAUAUCCCGAUCCGCCGUGGAGUACGCCAAGGCGACACGAUCAGUCCGAAGCUAUUCACGGCGGCGCUGGAGAUGGUCUUCCGGGAACUAAGAUGGGACGAGAGGAGAAAUGCCGGAAUAAACAUCGACGGUAAGCGCCUGACCCACCUACGCUUCGCGGACGACAUCGUGCUUGUCGGCAAUUCCCGAGCAGAUGUGCAGCAACGGCUGGAAGAGCUGAACGAGAAGAGCAAGGCUGUCGGCCUUCGGAUAAACAAGGACAAGACAGAAUGGUUCGAGUACUUCAAAACGAGCGAACGGAUCUACCUCGAAGGUGAAGAAAUCCGGAGGACGAACAAGUACGUCUACCUCGGCCAGCAGCUCACUGAAGACCACAGCGCCAACAUGGAAGGUGAAAUCGGGCGCAGGAGAAAGGCCGCCUGGCUCAGCUUCAACAACAUACAGGAAGUGCUCAAGAGGAUCAGCGACGCAAAGCUACGCGCAAACCUCUUCAACACGACAGUCCUACCUGCCCUACUCUACGGCUUUGAGACGUGGACGCUGACGAAACGGCAGGAAGACAAGCUCUCCACCACAGAACGUGCCAUGGAACGCCGAGUGCUAGGCAUUACAAUGUGGGACCAAGAACGGAACGAGGCAGUGCGCGAAAAGACAGGCUUCACCGACGCCGUCACAGAGGCACGUAAACGAAAACUAAGAUGGGCGGGACACGUCGCAAGAAGGGACGAUGGUCGAUGGACAAAGGCGGCAACUAUCUGGAAGCCGAAAAAGAAGGCCCCAAGGAACUGGGGAAUGCCGCUACGCUGGGUGAAAUCCGUCUGCGAAUCAAUCGGGACAGACUGGAUGGACGCAGCACAAGACUGA
Messenger RNA from Aphelenchus avenae, 2340 nucleotides. The record is from the annotation of a GenBank genome assembly. NCBI's taxonomy places the organism in Eukaryota, Metazoa, Nematoda, Chromadorea, Rhabditida, Aphelenchidae.